AUUUUUUGGCGCUAUAAUCAAAAUUUAUUAUUAUCUAUUUUUAUUACAUUCCGACAAGUGACGACAACAGAAAAAUUAGUUUUAUCUUAUUUAUUGCAAGUUGGAUUAUCACGUGGUUUGAGUAAACAAAUCAGUCGAGUGAUUGCAUGUCAUUUCUCGUUACGCUUCCCAUUGUUUACGUGCUAACAUGAAUAAUCAUUAUACUACUCCAUCUACUUAUACUGAAGGUACAGAAGAUCUAAAUGAAUCUAAGUAUGAAAUGAAAGAACUUAUGUUUAAGCUACUAGUUGUAGGUGAUUAUGGUGUUGGUAAAACCGCCGUUAUUAGACGUUAUACUGAAGGCACAUUUACUCAAAAUUAUAAAAUAACUAUUGGUGUGGAUUUUGCUAUCAAGGGAUUGCAGUGGGAUGAAAAAACUAUAGUUACUCUUCAAUUAUGGGACAUAGCUGGCCAUGAGCGAUUUGGAUAUAUGACAGGAACCUAUUAUAGGCAUUCGCAAGCAGCUAUAAUAGUUUUUGAUUUAAUUAGAUUAGCCACAUUGGAUUCAGUGAUAAAAUGGCAUGAUGAUAUAAAAGAAAAAGUUGCUACUCCUAAUGGAAAACCUUUACCAGUAAUACUUCUUGCUAAUAAAUGUGAUAUUCCUGGUGUUACUAUCCCUACUGAUUAUCUGACUCAAUUCUGCAAAAAGAAUAAUAUUCUAGCUUGGUUUUUUACUUCUGCAAAAGAAAAUAUUAAUGUUGGUGAGGCUAUCAAAUAUUUGGUAGAAAAAAUCAUUCAUAUGCAAGAAGAUGAUUAUGAAAUAGAAACAAUUCCAAAUGAUUCCUUCCGUCUUUCAUCUAAUAAAAAAAUUGUCCAGAAAAAAAAGGUAAAAUGUUGUUGAGGAGCAAUGUAUGUAAAGAGAAAUCUGAUGUUUUUGCUCGAUUGAGAUCUGUUUAACGCAACAAAGGCGUCCUCCUGUUCCUGUAUCCUUUAAAGGUCAUUUUUACGAAUGCUGACAGAAGGUAUAAUACAAUAUUGUUGCUGUAUGAUGAAUUUUUUCCAAAGAUAUUUAAUGUAAUUAAUGAACAAAAGAUUGUACUCAUCUUUAUAAACCUACAUUACUUCUAAUUUAUUUCAUUAUAUUCAUAUCAUUUUUUUUUUAUUCAGUUCUGAUCUUGGUAUCAAUAUCAAACUUAUGUUAGCCAAAUGUAUUUAGGUUUGUUUGGACAAUUUAUUUUAAUGAAAGUGUGAUUUUUUUUUUUUUACACAAGUGUAUAUAUAGAUUUCCAGUGCUUAUUUACAUUUUAAUUUUUUUUCUAUCCAUAUUUCUCAUUCCAUUUUUUAUUGUUUUAUUUUUAUCAAACAAGAGUGUUUGAUCUUAAAAUUAUAUUCAUUGAUCUAGUUUUCUUCUUGAACGGUUGUUUUAACUAUACUACAGUUUGCACAAAAGCUAAAGAUGUAUAUUGUGCAUUUAUCAAAACUAAUAUUAGUGUUAGGAAUAUUUUAUGUAUGUCUAGCAAUACAUUUUUCCUAAAUAAAUUAAUGCAAUAAGGUACUUAAGAAAUUGUAAACAAUGAAACACUUUACGUAGUGAUCAUACUACUCACAAGGUUUAUUUAGUUUUUAGUUUGCUAACAGUGCUAAAAAAUAUCUAACAAUGCACCUGCAUAUUGAACUUGGAGGUAAAUUAUUAUUUUUUUAUUUCAAAUAUUUUCUAAAUAGUUCAAGUUAUUACAAUCAAUACUAUAAAAUUUAAUUUUACUGUUUAGGCUGAAAAAUGAAAACUUUUUUGGGCUGUUAAGAAAUUCACAGAUGUGUGUACCAUAACUGUGAAUCACUGUAAUGCGUUUAGCGUUCGAUGCCUUAUAGAAAUUGGAAAAAACUUUUAUUUCUGUGAUAUGGACAAUAAACGUCUUUUUUUUCUGUGAUAAUUGCCUGCCGACGUGUACAUCACAUCAUUCGCGGUUUUGUGACAAAGGGUAUUUGUUAUGCAUGCCACUUCUUUCCAGCCCAAAUGGUUAAUCUUCCAGAAAACUUUUUUUUAGUGAAAGUGAAGGUAUAUACAUAUAUUGUACAAAAGUGUGGAAAAGUAUUUAUGAAAGACAAUAAUUUAAAGUUAGAAUAAGUCUAUAGUAAUUGAAAAACUUUAUUUAUAUAAAUUUUUAGUUAUGAAUAUUUUUGUAUACCAAAGAUUUUUAUAUAAAUAGUUUCAUAGUUUACUUUUUUUCUUUGCACUGUGUGACUAGAUACUGUUUCUUCUCUUAUUAUUUUAAAGUACAAUUACAUCUAAGUUAAUAUUUAUAAUAGCUUAACUAUAUUAAACUUUGAAAAAGUUUGCGACCUUUCAAGAUAUAUAUUUAUUAAAGAAAGCUUUGUCUUUUGAAAACAUAAUGAAAUGAUUAUUUAUAUAUAUAUAAAGUUCAGGUGGGUCUUGCAUGCAAAAAUUAUCCCUCUUUCUGAACAUUUUAGAUAACUGUAGUUCUUAAGAAAAAUAAGAUAACUUAAAAUUGUUUAUAAUUAAGUUGUAACAUUUGGUACACUUGUUACAAAUAUUUUAAUUUGCUAAACCAUUUAACAUGUACAGUGUUCAAAACAUACCAACCCUGAUAACUUUUAACCUAAUAAUCAACAAAUCUUAAUGGUUCAAAGGGGUGAUCUCAAAUUAAUUAGUGCAAACAUUAUUUUAAUUUACGAAAUCCGACUUAAAAACGUACUUUCACUGAAUAAACAUACCUUUUUUUUUUAUGGAUUCGGAUUUAUUGGCCCCCAAAAGCAGCUGCAAUCUGGGAAGUAUGGUUCCCAUAGUUUGGACCCCUUAAUGUUAAUUUUAUAUUUUGCCAUAUCUCGAGAACCUUUUAAGUAAAUUGAAAAAUUAUAAAAUUCACUUAUUUUAAAAUAAUUCCCUGCAAAAAAUAGUUGGGAAGUAUUAAUUCUUUUUUUAUACAUUAUUUGAUAUUAUUAAUAGUUGAAAAUUUUUUAAUUCGAUUUCUCAGAAACUAUUUGACUGCUUUUGUUCAAAUUUUAUAAUGUAAAAUUGCAUUCUUUAAAAAUCAUGUAAAAAAUUUUAUACCUUACAAUUAGAAAUAUUUUCGAUUUGCUAAAAAGCCUCGAGGUAUGGUGAAAUAUGCAAAAAGUAAAAUUAACAUUAAGGGGCCAAAUUUUGGAAAACUCUCCUGACCAAACGUUUAGAAUGAUUUAUAUUUCCCAGAUUGUGGCUACCCACUCUGUUUUGUGCUUAGAAAUCCGAAUUCGUCAAAAGAAUGGCAUAUUUAUUCAGAGAGAGUACAUUUUUGAGUUAGAUUAUAAUUUGCAUAUUGCUCCUUUUGAGCCAUUAAUAUUGAGUCUUAAAACAUUCAAGAUCUGAUCAUCAGAUCAAAAGUUGCACGCUGUACAUCUGUUACGGCUCACGAGUUCCAAAAUAAAAUUGCUAUAAAUAAAGAAAUUUCAAACUUUAACUUGUCAGUUUCCUUAUUUUUUCUACAAAUUAGAUAUAAUUGCCAGUUUAUGCACUUUAACUAAUAAUAUUGUUAUUCUAUAUAUUUUUAGUUCAUGAUUUCCAUGUAUAGCAACUAGUGAAGGGAAUGAGUAGUUAAAUAUUACCUUAUCUUAAAUUAUAAAUAACUUUUUCAGGUUGUAUUAUACAUAUCCAUUGCUCAUUUUUUUCUUUUGUUAACAGGACCAAUUGUAUUCGAUUUUAAUUUUUACUGCCAUUUCAAGACAGUGUUGAAUAUGAAGUACAAUGCCUUGAGGUUUUAAUCUUUGGCAUGGUUGUGAUUUUAAAAAUGUUUCUUUUUUCUGUGUUUUUAAACAUAUUUGUUGUUUUGUGAUUUUAAUUGUUAUACAUUCCAAACUUUUAUUUAUUUGAUUGUAUUGUGUAUUAAAAAUAUUAGUUUUUAUCGAUGACAUGAUUAAUAGAACUGCUAAAAAUUUUACAAGAAUAGUACUUUUCAUCAUGAAGCAGUAGAAUAGACUUCAAAUUUUUGCUCACUUCUGAUAAAUAAUUUGUGUAAUGAGUAAUAUUGACUGUUUUGAAGUCUUAAAUCAUGUGGACAUAAUUCUUUAUUCUGAGAGAAAAAAAUUUUAAUUUUAACGUUCUGAAAUAUUGAUAGAUUUCUUUUAGAUUUUGUUGUUUAAAAUUAAAAGUUAGUAUAAGUAUUUUUAUAUCCUUGUUAAAAUUUAAUUUUUUCCUCAGUAUAUAUAUCCAUAUGCAAGCAAUUUUUGAUUAGAAUAAGUGGUUCAUUGUAGUUUUAAAUUUAUCUAUUAAGAUAGUGCUACUGUUUAAAGUAUUGGACUUGACUUUUCCACGUUUUAUGUAAUAAUUGAUAAAGCUUGCAAAUUAUAAACAUAAUUAUGAGGUACUUAUUUUUAAAAGCUCUUGAGAUAAAUGUGCUUAUGUUCCAAAGACAUAAAAAUUAAUUCCAAUAUAAUAAUAAUAUAAUUAUACUCAGAACUAAUAAUAUAAUUGAAUUGUUUGUUUUAGGAACUAAGAAACUAAGGUCAAGAUAAUAACUAAUAAGUUGUUGCAAUAUUAAAAAUAAAUUUAAUAAUUAAAAACAGUUGAAUUAUUGUCUAUGGACAAUCAGUAUAAAAUUGUUAUUCAUAUCUUUUGAAUUUGUAAACAAUAUGAAUAUGUUAUUCAUUGUCGAAUUAUGAGUAUCUAAAUGCCAGUCUUCAUUGAUUAAAUGUUAGUGCCUUUUGCUUUAAAAAAUGUUAAAUUGUCAUUCUAUGCUAAAUCCGUCCAUUUUACAGAUCUUACGGUACAACUGAGUCAAGCUUGAAAUAUUUACAAUGUAAAAGCUUUGUUUGUUAUUAAAGUAUUACAUAUCCUA
This is a messenger RNA of Parasteatoda tepidariorum (common house spider), 4808 nucleotides long. Its product is annotated as ras-related protein Rab-38. Gene Ontology annotation, cellular component: late endosome; lysosome; phagocytic vesicle. Gene Ontology annotation, molecular function: GTP binding; GTPase activity. NCBI's taxonomy places the organism in Eukaryota, Metazoa, Arthropoda, Arachnida, Araneae, Theridiidae. The record is from RefSeq and is a predicted model, not a curated record. Gene Ontology annotation, biological process: phagosome-lysosome fusion; endosome to lysosome transport.